Molecule: messenger RNA, 4641 nt
Organism: Dinoponera quadriceps
Lineage: Eukaryota; Metazoa; Arthropoda; Insecta; Hymenoptera; Formicidae
Gene: sprt
Exons: 11
Coding region: 631-2646 (671 amino acids)
Molecular function (GO): protein binding
Source: RefSeq, a predicted model, not a curated record
CUUCCGAAAAUCGGUUAGAAAGUACGUCGCUUGUCGAACUUCGGUCUGGAUAUGGUAUGUCUAUGCGUAAUAUUCCGAACGCGUCGCGACGUGUUCGUCGAUCUUCUCGGAACAUAACGACUUGGUUAGCGCGACGCGCGCGAGGACUGUAACAAUGGGCAAAAAGUCACGUCAUAUUUCGUGAAUCGACAAGCGUCAUAGGCCGCCAACGGCCGAGCGAUUAUGACGGAUCAACGCUCAAAACAAUCGUGACCUUCACGAGGCGGUCAAACGUACUCUCGUGCGAUAUAGACUUUUGUGGCAGUUUCUGUUGUGUUUCGAGACGCCCAGUGACUCGUAUGUUAUAGAAUACGUGUGUCGAUAGGUUAGUUAUCACUUGAGUGGUUAAAAUAUUUCGUCGGCUCUUGAAAUACGUGACGGCCAUUACGUUACCGCGCGUUUCUGCGAUCGAAUUGUCGUAUUUACGAGAGUGUCAGUGCCAGUGAAUAUUCGGAUUAACACGACGGAACAAGCCAGGAUGUUGAAUCGGGAAGCAGGACACUGAGACACAGACAGCGAUAUAUCAUAUAUUUCCAGAUGUCAACGUGACGUGGACUGAUUGGGAAGAGCUGCGAUGCCGUAGUCGUCGCUAUGAGCGAGAGCCGGUGCUACGCGGAUUCGCCCGUGCUCGUCGAACAUCAGCCCUUCAACCGGAAUGGGAAGGCGCUCAGGGGAUCCAAGAAGAGCGUGCUGUUCUAUACGACCGACUGCGGGGACGAAAAAGAGGAUCUGGGUCUCAAGCUUCAGCAGCGAUCCGUCUCGCUGACCGCGCUGCACACCGGGGCUGGCAGUCAACAGCAGCAACAGCAGCAGUUAUUGGAGCCCAGAAUGGCACAGUUGGAGACCUUGGAGGCCAAGAUGGCCAGUAUCGAAGUAUCGCUUUCCACCACGCCGAGACGGAAGAAGGGCGGCAGCAUUUCCGGAGGUGUCACGUCCCCCGCCGGCCAUCGGAACCGGGAUCAUUAUAAAGAAUUGGACGCCCUCCGGGUCGCCCUGCGUGACAAGGAAAACAUCAUACAGACGCUCAAGGGCCAGCUCUGCAACACGCUGAGCAAUAGACUAGCAUUACGCAAUGGCGCGCCACCCUUGACCGAGGCCGACAGGAAAGCGGCCGAGGAGCGGCUUCAAAGGUUGCGACGGGACGCCGACAAUAAGCGACUGGCUAUUAAGAACCUCAAGCUGGCGCUCGAGCGUCUCGAUAUCACGGAUAACAUCGACGUCCGAAUACAGCAGGCGGAAUUGGAGUAUCGACUGGGCCGCGAGGAACUCGAGCUGCUCACCCUUCACGAGGAGAGCAGGGCCCUUCAAGCCGCUCUGGAAUUGGCCGAGACUCAAGAGAAGCAAAAGAACGACACGAUAUUCAGCUGUAUCUCCGGCUCGACGCAAGUGACGAUUCACGCGGUGGAGGUGAGCGCGGACCCGAAAAGUCCCCGAUUCGGCGCGGGGCCCCGAGAGGAUGCGAUCGGCCUAUACGUUGACUGGGCCGUGGAGGAUUCCGGUCUCUGCAAGGGGGACAGGAUCUUGGAGGUGAAUGGCAAGCUCGUGGUAGGGGCCGGCAGGAGCGACUUGGCGCGGCUGCUGGCCGUCGCACCGGACGCCGCGCAAAUCGUGGUCCUGCGAAAAGGCGAGUCCCUCGCAGCGCUACGCACACUGCGCUCGGACAAUCUCAGGCUGACCCACAGGAUCGGCUAUCUCGAGGAGCAGGUGAGGGAUCUUCUGGCGCCGAGCAGGAGCGAGGUGCCCGCCGACCCGCCGCCCAGUCGUCAGGAACACGUGCAGGUGUUCCAGAAGGGUCCGCAGGUGACCGCGCUGGUGGCGAAUCUGCCCGGGCUGAACGUGAGGAGCCCCACGGAACUGCGACAGAGUCUGCCGACGGUCAGGAGCAGACACAGCGAUCACGCGAGGCGCGUGACGGACGCGAGGAGUCCGCGCGAGCUCGACUUCUCAUCGGACGGGGUCUCGAACGGCCAUCACAAGUCGCGGAACAAGCAGAAGCACCAGGGACUCCAGCUGGCCCGGUCGACGGCCAGCCUCGACUGCAAGCAGUCGCCGAUGCAGUCGCAGCUGCAGCGUCGCCGCUCGCCGCGCGUCGAGUCCGCCAUGGAGCACUUGCACAAGAGCCGCAAGAGCGGCUCGCAGCUCCAGUCCUUGGAGUUCGACUCGGAGCCGACUUACUAUCGCUUGCAGGACUCCCAAUCCCGCGCGUCGGAGAACUCGGAGGUAUCAGUGGUGUACAGCUCCCAGGAGACCAAGACCCGGCCGGCACCGCCGAAGAAGCCGCUGCGGCUGUCGCUGCACCGCGCGGCCAGCCUGCAGUCCGUGGAGAGCGCGCCGCCGGCCGCGGUGCACCACGAAGCGCCGCGGAAGCCGACCAAGAGGAACCACCGCGGCGACCCGCCCUCGGAGAAGAACAACGCGCGGUCGGCUACGCUCGAGGCGAACGGCGACGCGAACUCCAGCUCGCAGGAGUCCGCGCAACUCAGCCCGCCGCCUCAGCCGCCACCGAGGACGCCCUCCAGAGCGGAAUCCUGCCAAAGCGCGCUGCGAUGGCCCUCCCCGAAGCCAAGGCCGCACCUGACGUCGGUGCCGAUGGAGAAGUGGUGCUGAACGCCUCCGAACGGUGAUUCCCGCGGAUUCCCCGUCUCCCGCCGUCGGACUUCGUCGAAGUAGGAUCCCUCGAGCAAGAGUCUCUGGCCAUCUCAGCGACUUCUUUGCUGACUGGUCUUAGUUCGCUUUGAUCCAAAAUGGCGGAAGUAAGGAUCGCCAGAUAAAAUAAAUCUAUUUGUGAUCAAAUGUUAACUUAAGAUGUGUGAGGUAAGUAUUUAAUAAAAUAAUAGGGGAAUUAACUUUUUAGAAACUUUUAAGAAAUUGAAGAUCUAUUUUUUUUAUAAAAAGUAUUAUAUGUAAUCAGAUAAACGACAUAUAUGUUUUCAGAAAAAUGUGUCUGAACUCGAUAUAUUGUAGACACACACUUCAUAUAUAAAGAUGUUCUAGUGACGAAGCAGACAUCGUUUUUUUAUCAAAAAGUCAGAGAUGACCAUAUUCUUACUCGAGGAACCUACGUUAAGGAGACGGUUCUUCGAUCGCACUGAGAGAAACUUAUAGUUAUUUUCGGCUUCGACUGUACUUUUUUUUACGGUUUUAAUCACAAAAAUAGUAGUAACAAUACGCAUGCGAGACUCCAAAUAGUUUUCUCUCAGUGCGCCACGACGGACGCGACGAUAAAUCACGAGGACGAGGGCAGAGAUCGAGGCUAUCUGCCUCCGAGGAGCCGGCAACGCGUAGAGAUCGACGGCGGUCUACAACAAGGUCGCUUUAUUAAAUCCGAUGACUGGCGUAUUCUGUGUCGAUUGUUUAUGAUCGAGAUUAGAGUAUUAAGCGUACGGUAAGGGACGCACUUGUGCGGCGUAACAUUAUUAUGAUACGUUACAUCAGAGGCACGUCGUGCUGCGAGGAUGGAAUCUACCUAUCUAAGAUCUGACGGUUGCGCGCACGCCGCGGUUCUUCCAGUUUAUUUUUUCGCGCUCGGACUUUAUGUACUUCCUCGUCUCCCCAAGCAAAACACUUACUCUGUGCCCGGAAGAAUAAAAAUAUAUAAGACUGAUGAAUUGCAUAUAUGUAUGUUAUCAAGCCGACGCAGUGCGUGUCUCUUUGAGUCCUUCAAUCGUUGAUACGUUUACGGCUUCAUCGAGAGACGCAGAUUUAAUUAAUGUUUCUUUUUUUGACGUUUCUUACGAAGAGCGUUGUUUGGUUCUCGAUAUACGGUGAGACAGUCGAAAGCUUCGAAAACAGUUUACAAAUAAAAUCGUUAACUGAGCAUUUUAGUCCACUGCCGGAUAUAUAGUUUGGUAUGCUCUAAUGUGCACGUAUGAUCCGGGCAUACCGUGUUAGCAGAAACAUAGCAGUUUGUGCGAAACGUAUACACGCAAUUCGCAAUUCCUAUCGUGGAAUCGCAGUCAUCGUGGUCUCAGUGGAAUGCGAUCUAGUUAUCUGAAUGUGAUCUAGUUAUCCGGCGCGAAGAUUAAGGGAAAUACGCAAAUAUUCGCUCGCGCAACGUCGCGUGUAAAGACGGCGAGCGAACGCGUCGCGAUUCCACGAUAAAAUUAGCGUUACGGAUAGCGUUGUUACUAACUUCACGUAAGUGUACAAAUGUACAGUUAUUACGGCCUGUCUUCGGAGUAAGAGCAACAAACGAGAAGCUUUCGAGUGCAAGCCCAUUCCAUUCGCGAACGUGAAAUUUCGUACAAAGUACGUUAGACGUACGUUAGAACGUUACGGUAUUAUACUUUUAGCAUUAUUUGGCACUAUUACGCAUCAACAAUAUAGUGAUCUAGAAAUAUUCUUUCCCCAUUUCUUCAUAUCUUCGCGCAAUAGUAGAGUAAGUUGAUGAGAAUAUGAAAAAAAGUUUUUGUUUUUCUUUUGUUUUUUUUUUUUAAUUACUAGUCCUGUCGUUACUUACGCGACGAUGUAUUUGACGAGACGCGCAUUAACAAAUGUUGCACACAACGUACAACAGCGAGAUUAGAUAUAGAUUUACGAGCUGUAUCGCAUGUAAUACUUUAUCACGAAUAAAACGCAAGAUUUCUAAGAAAGUCAUCAUGA